UUGGCUAAUUUCAGUACAAUUCGAAUUUUCGCAUGUAAGACGGUGGGAUUUAUUUUUUUUUUUCAUCGAACGCAAAUGCAAUGUUCAGCGUUCGUCUUUUUUCGCGAUAAAUUUCCUCGGUAAAUGAGACGAUUUUUAGCGGAAUAUAUGUGCACGCAGUGGUCAUUACGAAGACUUGUAUCAAGUAGUUGGCCUAUAAAAUUGUUCUGAUAAUCAUGAAUCUCCACACGCUGUUUCAGGAUUUCAAUCCAAGUAAAUUUUUGGUACACUGCUGUUUGAUGAUAUUUACAAUCUUAUUUGCACUUCGUUUGGAUGGUUUCAUAGAAUGGAGUUAUUGGACUGUAUUUACUCCAAUAUGGUUCUGGAAAAGCAUGGUAAUUUUGGGUGCUACUGUUGGAAGUUAUGUUUGGUGGAAACAUCCACAUGCGAGAUUGGAAGGAGAUGCUUAUAUACAUUAUAAAGCAAUGUUGAUUACAUUAGCAUUACAUUUAAUUCUGUUAAUGUUUGAAUUGUUAGUAUGUGAUAAAUUAGAAUCUGAAAGACACCUUUGGAUGCUUGUAUUUAUACCACUUAUCUUCAUCUCUGCUGUAUCAAUAGUUGUUUGUAUAUGGGCUGCAAAGCACGAUCGAUUAUUUGAUUUUGAAUUAUUUUGUGCAGUAAAUAUUCUGCAAUUUAUUUUCUUAGCAUUAAAACUGGAUGGUAUAAUUACAUGGAGCUGGGAAGUAGUGUUUGCUCCCCUUUGGGCACUGUUAUCAUUAUCUUUAGUUGCAGUACUAUAUGCAAUAGUGUUUGCUGCUGUUUUAUUAAGGACUCCACAGAUUAAUGCCAGACAAAGGCGGACAUCUUUGUAUUCAGCAUUGGCAUAUACAUCUCUUGUGGUUCCAGUCCUAGUGUUCCAAGUACUAUUAGCAAAUAAAUUAGAUGGAGAUAUUUCACUGAAUUAUACAACAGUAGUAAUGCCACUUUUAAUAUCUCAUGUAACACUUAUUUUUAUGUCAUUUGAAGCAAAAGGAGGAAACAUAUGGUGGUUUGGUGUUAGGAAAGAUUUUUGUCAUUUUCUAUUGGGAUUAUGUCCACUGCUCCAAGAAUAUGGUAAUAUUUCUUACCAACCACGAAGUGAGCAGGACCAACCACCAUCAGAUCAACCAAUGGUGUCGGAAAAAAAUGAAAAAUACGUUAAAAAAAUCGACCUAAUGAAACCCGUCGUACCUAUAAUUUCUAUCGAUAUGCCGGAUUGAUUAUAUUGUUUAGGGUCUAUUCCGAUAUAUGAAAUAUUUUUAUCCAUAUGACUGGUUCAUACCAGAUGCGAUAUCUUACUAAGUGAUGGAUAGGUGCGUAAAUAAUAACAGAAUUAUAAAAAGAAGUGGGAAAUUGUUAUUUUCGGUACGAUAUGAAAGUCUUGUUAUUGUUAAACAUAUUGUGCGCUAAGGCAAUCAUAAUUAUAUUACCCAUUUUAUUCAUGGGGUUUAAGCCUUACAUGAUCAUUGUAAAGAUUUGGUAGAAAAGAUCUUGAAAGGUGUUUUAAUACGAUCUACUUAAAGAUCAUGCGAAAGUUCAAUAUUGGAUGCAUCUACAUGAAAUGCCCCUAGAGCAAAUUUAGCAGUCGCAGUGCUCAAAAUCAUUGUCUCUUAAAGCUGCAUCAAUUCUAUGUCUAUCCAAACACUUAAAUUAUGCGUAGAAUAAGCAACCAACCCGUCCAUUUGUUUGAUUGCUCCUUUAUAAUGAUAUAGGAUAAUUGGCGACCUAUUUUAUUAAGCCUGUUAUUCGUAAACUUUACGUAACGGUAGCAUUAUUAUUACUUUGCCAAAAGUAGUAGAUAUAAAAUAAUGGUGAAUAUGCCUAAGCUGGUGCUAAAAAAAUUAAAAAUAUCAUAGAUAUGUUUUAUAAGCAACUGUGAACUGUGUUUAAAAUUGAAACUAAACCUCAGUGUAUCGUGAUCUGUACAGGGCUAAGCUUAAUUUGUAAUAUAUUAUAUUUUAAAUAGAUUUUCCUGCAGAGUGUCGUGAAUGUACAUUUGAAGCUUGUUACCAAGGAAAAUCUUUCAUGUAAAUAAUACUCCAAGUUUUAGAAUUUGUUAGCACUGUACAGAUCAUGUCUAAGAAGUUUAUUAUGUAUAUAGCUAAGUUUUGAUUAAUGCGUAACUGUCUGACUUUUCGUUAACAUAAAAUUUGUCAAUAAUUAUUGAAUUAUUUGUAAAGAAAAUUUGUAUGUAUAUAAACGUAUAUAUAAAGAUAACAUUAAUAGUAAAAAGUAAAAACGAGUAAAGCUGUGAACGAUAUGAAUAAUUACGAUUUUGCAUUAUGUUUUACAUUCUCUUUUAAAGAUUACCGUUUUUAUCUUACAUUAUUUAAUAUUCAAAAUUUGUAUUGUGAAUAAGACAUGGUUGUAUUAUUCAUCUAGUAAAUUUCAAGAGAUUGUCGCAAUUAAUGAACAAAAAUUGUUGACUACACGAAAAAGUAAUAAAAUUAAUUACAUUUUAUUUUUAUUCUCUUGGAGACGUUUUAUUAUAUAUACGAGCCCUUUUUCGAAUAAUUUUCAUUUUAAUAACAAAUUUUAAACAUACAUCUGUAACGAGUAUGUUGAUGAUAUAUAGAACAAAAAACAAAAGUCAUACAUUUACAUUAGAAUAAUUUUUCUACAUGUUCCUAAAAGUUUCGCAAUAUUUCUCAUAAAAAUAUUUAUAUUAAUAUUAUCAGAGAGGUAACCAUUUUAAUAUUAAAUAUAAGCGUGUUCAAAGGGCUCUGUUACUUUAAAUGUUAAAUUAAUUUUGAGUACGAUUACUACUUAUCAGUUGCUUAACAGAUGCUAAUGAGUAACAAAUACGUUUUAUAAUCGAUGAUGUUACAAAUAUAUAGCAUGUUGGUGGUACAUAUUGAAUAAUUUAAAUUCUAUCACCUUCCUUUUUAAAUUGCUAUUUAUUUCAUUGAAAACUGAAAAUAUUAUAAUGUACAUAAAAGUAUAAUAUUUGUUCGACACGAUCUACGUGUUAUGUAUUAUAAUAUAAGAGUUAUUACGAUAUAAAAAGCGAUGCAGAUUCUUAUUUACAAUUAAAAUAUAAUUUAUCAUAAACUUAGCUGAAAUUUGCAAAUUGUUCGAAACGUUAAGAUUUUAAUCGGCCUUAAUGAGACGAUAGAUUGGAUAUAUCUGCUGGAAUACAAGACUGAGCGCCUCGCAUCUUUAGAGUAGCAUAAGUAAAAUGUAAAAAGAAAGAAGAUGAAACGAAAUAAUUGAAAAACAAGUAAAUAUUAAGGAUAUUAAUUGUUAACGUUAUUAGAUAUCGUAACUACCUGAUCGUAUACUCAAUCAAAAUUUUGAGAUAUCGUAUACCCAAUGAUUUAUUGUGUUAUAACGUAGAAAUAAUGUACAUACUCUGUUGUAUUACAAUAACAUUAUAGACUAUAUUAAUUAUUAUGUAUUAUACAUAUCUAUCAUGCGUGAUGAUUGCUAAAUAUGUAGUGGUAUUAUUUUAUUUUAUAUACACUACACGCAAGAGAUACCAUUAUAAUCUAAUAAAGUUUAUAUUUUUGGUAUUAACAGACACGAGCAA
This is a messenger RNA of Bombus terrestris (buff-tailed bumblebee), 3547 nucleotides long. RefSeq names its product transmembrane protein 185A. The record is from RefSeq and is a predicted model, not a curated record. NCBI's taxonomy places the organism in Eukaryota, Metazoa, Arthropoda, Insecta, Hymenoptera, Apidae. The transcript has 6 exons. Bases 216 to 1238 code for a protein of 340 amino acids.